AUGGCUUGGGAAACGUACGAUGUUAGUCAAUCGUUUGUUGAAAGAAAUAUCGGUUUAUGGCGGCAUGGCUUUCAUGUGCUUAGUGGUGCUCCGAGUCUUAUCCUUGCCGCGAUCCGUUAUAUCCAAGACAUCGGUACCUACAGCUCAGAUGCAGGCUUUGGUGGUUCCAAAGGAUAUGUCAUCUGCAAUAGCAAUGAUUCUUUUCGCACGAACCCUAUGGAAGACUUUACGAUUGAAUCUGCAUUUGCUAAAACUCUGAUCAAAAGCCUUGCAGUCUAUGACUCAAUUGUGUCACAAAUGAAGGCUGUCUCAACUGGUGCCACGGAAUUGAGGAAGGUCUUCACUUCUGAACAAUUACCAGACAUUUUCAGAUCUUACAUGGUCGUCUUGAAGAAGGCCUACAUCAUUGGAAUUGCAGUGGUAGGUAUGAUGUUCUUUGUGGUCUUCAGUAAUAAAUGCCACAACUUGAAGGGAAUUACUACUGCUAAGACUGCAAAGGAGAAAGGAGAAAUUGAGAAUGAGAAUAGCGAAUUUGAGGAGAGACGGGAAGUUUAA
Molecule: messenger RNA, 555 nt
Organism: Botrytis deweyae
Lineage: Eukaryota; Fungi; Ascomycota; Leotiomycetes; Helotiales; Sclerotiniaceae
Exons: 2
Coding region: 1-555 (184 amino acids)
Source: RefSeq, a predicted model, not a curated record